Trichoplusia ni (cabbage looper) is the source of this 2319-nucleotide messenger RNA. RefSeq names its product monocarboxylate transporter 9-like. The transcript has 8 exons. The record is from RefSeq and is a predicted model, not a curated record. Gene Ontology annotation, molecular function: monocarboxylic acid transmembrane transporter activity. NCBI's taxonomy places the organism in Eukaryota, Metazoa, Arthropoda, Insecta, Lepidoptera, Noctuidae. Gene Ontology annotation, biological process: transmembrane transport; monocarboxylic acid transport. The coding region runs from base 607 to 2247 and encodes 546 amino acids.
UAUUUAAAUACAUCAUAAAACAUAACUUUAUGAAUUGACCGUAGGCCAGUUUUCUUCACGACAUCAUUGAACCUACUGGGUUCAAUGCAAUUCACUGAUAAAAAAUAAAAACAAUCAAUGUUUGUGUCAUUGGACUAUUUAAACGGAAUGUGUAGCGUAAAAUUGAAUUCAUAUCGGAAUACUCGUUAAGAACAUCGGACGACAAUUGGUCGCAAGCGAGAAUAUUUUAACGAAAAAGUUUUGCCUCACGGACUGUUGUAUAACUGAGGUCAUCUGCAUCCUAACUCUUAACCAACAACGACGUCUGACAAAAAUAAAUUAAAUACGCAGAUUAAAAAUAUAAAAAAUUAAUAAUAAUUAAAUUAAAUAAAUAAUCCUAGUUCGUGUAAAAGGAUCUUUCUCCGUGAAGUGAUGUAAAAUUAUCACCUUGUUUGUCAAUCGGGUUUGCGGGAAAUCCGAAGAAUCUGUUUACAAUUCGUACCCUCAAUAAAGGUGUUACAGUUAAAGCUUUGAGUAAAUAGCCUCUGUACAAUUGACGAUAACAUUUGAUUUAUAAAACCGCUGCUGAGGUGAUUUGCGAGGAGAAGUAAAAGGUUUACUGUGAUUAUGAGUGUGGAAAAGAAUGUUGAAUACGACGUGGAUAAGUACGAGUACCUGCCUCCCGAGGGUGGCUGGGGGUACAUGGUGUGCAUCGGACUCUCUGUUAUAUUUAUUGCGGGCACAGCACACCAGCCAGUGUUUGGUUUUAUAUACAACGACUUUUUAGACGAAUUGGGAGUCGGUACUGCAGCGGUGACAGUUGUGUUUGGUGUUUUUCAAGUUACCCUCGCUGUUGCAGGAUUCUCAGCAAACAUAGCUUUAAAAAAGUUAUCUCUAAGGCAAGUUGGGUUAAUAGGAGCAUUUAUAUACACACUAGCAUCAUUCUUAGCCAUAUUCGUAAAAUCUACGACCCAGUUGAUCAUAACAAAUGGGUUCCUGCAGGGGUUGGGAAUGGGGCUACUCAUACCUGUCUCCUACACAAGCUUCAACAGCUAUUUCACAAAGAAAAAGGUGUUCUAUUUAAGUCUGUGUAAGGCCUCUAUUGGAAUGAUAACGAUGUUCUACCCAUUGUUUAUCAAGUUUACGAUAACAGAGUACGGAUUUAGAGGAACUCUUGCGAUACUGUGUGCGAUAUCAGCUCACAGUAUAUUUGGAGCUUUAGUCAUGCAUCCCGUGAAAUGGCAUAUGGUGAAGCAGCUGAAACCGUGCGAGAAAAUUGUUUUAAUACCACCCACACCAGCUCACGAAGAUAAUAAGGGAAAGUUCAAUUUCGACGCCCCCGGAAUAGAAACAUCAGACAACACGCGUUCAGUAGAGAAUUUGUAUCGAAUCAAUCGCUUGGAAAAUCCUCAGAAGGGCGCCGAAUUACUAUUUGUGUCGAAAUUAACCGAUUCCAGACGAUUAAGCAUACCAGUUGUAUUGAUCCCAGCAGACGGGAAGAUAGAUAGUAAAUUCGAUUCUAGCGAUCAUGUGUACAGAGAGAAUUUGUACAAGGCCGCGUCAGUAUCGAGCUUGGGAAAUUUCGGGAAUAUCGCUGCGGAACCAAUGCCGAUUAUCAAGAACAAGGAAGGAAAAUGGCAAACAGUAGCGGAAUUUUUGGACUUAACCCUUCUGAAGGACCCAGUUUACGUUAAUAUUAUAUUUGGACUGGCUUUAACUUUCUUUUCUGAUCUCACAUUUUUCACUUUGGAGCCCAUAUUUUUGGACAAGGUGCACCUUAGUAAGGCGGAGAUAGCGAAUAUAAUAGCAGUAGGAGGUGCGAUGGACAUGUCAGCCCGCUUGUUCCUGGGUGUAGCCGGCCAGUUCUUCAGAAUGAACAGUCGGUACAUGUUUUUCUGCGGCGCCUUGUUCACCGCGCUGUUCCGAUUUGUGUUCAUCCAGUUUUCAUCGUACAUUCCGCUGUUGAUCCUGACGGGAAUUCUCGGGUCUUUAAGAUCACUAGUCCACAUCGCCCAGCCUAUAGUGAUAGCUGAACAUGUGCCGAUAGAGAGGUACCCGCCGGCGUAUGGACUCUACAUGCUGCUGGCUGGAGCUAUCAGCUUGAGUGUUGGACCUAUGAUUGGUUUUGUCCGAGAUUACACAGGCAGUUACGCACUGGCAUUCAACAUGAUGACCAUGUGCAAUCUCUGCUGCGUCGUGCCCUGGGCUACUGAGGCUAUCACCAAAUAUAUGAAGAACAGAAACUGUUCCAACUCCCCCAACACAUGAGUGAAUCUAACGUCUUUAGUAUUAUGACCUCAAAGUUCUUUUUAUAAAAGGACUUAAGUGUCCACCAGGAAU